AUCCAAAACUGUGGAAUGCGCAUUCAACACCAACACUCCUACCCCUCCCUCCCUCCCGUACCUUUUUUCCCUAAGAAAUCAGUACCGCCCACGACAAUAACACCAACAACGACACCCCAAUGACCAAACCUUGAAACCUACCACUUCUAAAAACCAACCUUUCCUACAACGCCACCAACGCAACCUAAAAUAGCAGCACCACCACAAUGCCCAAACCACCUAAAAGAACCCCCCGCGACCGCGUCCAGCACGCCCUACCGCCCUACACAGGGCCCUACCAAGUAGGCUUCCUCGAGCUGGAGCUCCCGGCACGGCGCCCGCGCGCCUUCUCGCCGCACAUCAAGCGCAACGGCGAGUUCGCGCUCAAGCUCGACACGGUGCUGUUCGCCGUCUACUACCCCGCGGACCUCGAGAGGAGGAAAGGAUCGGUUAGUGGGGACAAGGCGGCCACGGCGGCUCCGGGGCCCGGGGAGCGGGCGGGCAACGGCGGUGAUGGGAAACCAGUUGGGAACGACCGGGUCUCAGCCCAGGAAGAGAACGGGAAGGGGGAGGAGAAGGGGCAGACAGGAGCAGACGGUCAAGGGGAGCCUAGGCCACACCUCCGCCGCGCCCCUUGGCUCCCCCGCCCGCGCGGCGCGACAUGUAAAGGCUACGCCAAAUUCUUCAACAUCCCCCACUGGCCCGUCACCACCUACAUGGCCGCGACGAGCAUGUUCACUAAGCUACCCGCAUACCGGAACGCCCGGCUAUCUGGGGAAUGGCCCAGGACGACCCCCGAGGAAGCGCAGCAGGACCAUGCGACGACCGGUGCUGGGGGGUACGAGAGCGGCGAGACACUUGUAGAAGGAGAGGGGGAUAAGGAGGGGGGGCAUGGCAAGCCGCAGUUCCCCGUUGUCAUCUUCAGCCACGGCCUGGGCGGGUCGCGGACGCUGUAUAGCUCCAUCUGUGGCGAGCUCGCCAGCUUUGGGCUGGUGGUGGUCGCGGUUGAGCACCGGGACGGGAGCGGGGCUCGGACCUUUGUCAACAAGACGGGCAAGAGAGAAAAUCUGGACAGUCAAGAUGUGGAUAAGUCGGGCGGGCCGCCGAAGAACGAAAAGAAGUCCCGCCGGCAUCGCAAGAAGAGGAACACAGAAAUAAGGCCGUACUACAAGAUCGAUUACCUCGUUCCCAAGGACAACGCGCAGGACACCUCCCCACAUAACCCCGAUGGGGUCGACAAGGAGUUGCGCGGGGCACAGAUCGAGAUGAGGCUAGCCGAGAUCGAGGAGGCGUUCUACGUUUUGGGUUUGGUAAACAACGGGAGCGGUGACAAAGUGCGCCGCGACAACCUUCGGGAAGUGGGCCACAUCGGCUCCAGCUCGAUCGGCCUUCGCGGCAUCGACUGGCGAGACUGGGAAGGCCGGCUGGACCUGGAAAGCGUCACCAUGAUGGGCCAUUCCUUCGGUGGCGCGACGACAGUUCAGGCGCUGAGGUCCGACAAGCUUGCCUGGAUUACCCAGGGAAUCCUGCUCGAUCCAUGGGGACCCGCAACGCCGGAAUGCACCGAGCAGAAGUCGGUUCACAAGCCGGUCAUUUCCAUCGGCAGUGAGGCUUUUAUGCAUUGGGCCGAGAACUUCGAUUGCAUCGAGCAGGUUUGCAACGAAGCCCGGGCGGCAGACACGCUCUCCUGGAUGACGACUAUCCGAGGAUCGACACACCUGUCCCAAACCGACUUUGCGGUUCUUUAUCCAAAUUGGAUGUCGUUGCUUAUGAAAACCAUCGUAGACCCCAAGCGCGCCAUUUACCUCACAGUGCACUCGGCACUUGAGUUCCUCAGGCUCACGCUGCCCGUGACGCAAAGCAGGUUUGCCGAGGCAUGGCCCGACGAGCAGCUUCUCAGCAGCGCCGACUCCGAAACCGAGGCCGUGUCUGAUCACCGGCCUGACGACAAAUGGGUCGCAGCUCGGUUAAAGAUCCCCCACGAAUUCUCGACGCGCCUCCGAGGCAUGUUCCAGCGAGACGCAUCGCUCGCCUCGCCGAGGGGCUUGAUGAACCAGGGUCCAGGGAACGAGAUCUGGUGCCAUCAAUCGCCUGGCCAGGAUGUUGUGGAGCAAUAUUUGCGGCGGAAUGGUCGGUUGCCCGUCUCGAGCAGUCUGGAGGGUGUCAUUGCCUGACGGGUUCCUGGCUCGCCUGGUUAGCCUGGUUAGCCUGGCGAUCCCCGGCUGCCGAAAUCCGAUACAAAUGUCCGCGACGGCGUGUGUGAGCGGCAAGCGCGCCGCAAGGCCCGAACUAUUGGGCGACAUCGGACUUAAGAUGGUUCGGCGUGCCGUGCUGAAAUCGUUCGUUCAGGUUUGGCAAGCGACUCCUGUACCGAAUUAGCAAAACCUGGUAAUGAUCUGCAAUG
This is a messenger RNA of Chaetomium fimeti, 2383 nucleotides long. RefSeq names its product platelet-activating factor acetylhydrolase, isoform II-domain-containing protein. The transcript has a single exon. The record is from RefSeq and is a predicted model, not a curated record. Bases 207 to 2153 code for a protein of 648 amino acids. NCBI's taxonomy places the organism in Eukaryota, Fungi, Ascomycota, Sordariomycetes, Sordariales, Chaetomiaceae. Gene Ontology annotation, molecular function: 1-alkyl-2-acetylglycerophosphocholine esterase activity.